Ictalurus punctatus (channel catfish) is the source of this 5274-nucleotide messenger RNA. RefSeq names its product family with sequence similarity 83 member Hb (gene sack1hb). Gene Ontology annotation, biological process: protein localization to cytoskeleton; positive regulation of cell migration; intermediate filament cytoskeleton organization. Lineage: Eukaryota; Metazoa; Chordata; Actinopteri; Siluriformes; Ictaluridae. The record is from RefSeq and is a predicted model, not a curated record. Gene Ontology annotation, cellular component: keratin filament. Gene Ontology annotation, molecular function: keratin filament binding. The coding region runs from base 266 to 3964 and encodes 1232 amino acids. The transcript has 6 exons.
AGGACAGAGCAGUUCCUCUUCGCAGUGAGCGCUGUUGCCUGCACACAGGCGAGCUGUACGGAGCUCGAACAGGUUCUGCCGGGACUGGUUUCGGCCUUAAAUCUGAACUGGGCAGGGUGGAGACCAGGAAUGUGACGCGGCGCCAUACCACACUCGGUGGACUGGGGGAAGAACACGACUCUCCCGGCCUGAACAUCAAGUUAUCUAAGCGGCGACUACACACAAAGCUUGUUAAAAACUCAAAGAUUGUACCCCCCACUCCAUCAUGGCCCAUCGCUCCCAGUGUUCUUCAAUGGGAGACAACCCUCUGGAUCCUAACUAUCUACCACCACAUUAUCGGGAAGAGUACAGACUGGCAAUAGAUGCUCUGGUGGAAAAUGAUCUUGAUGGGUACUAUGCAUUUUUGCAAAAUGCAAAUAUUGUUGAUUUCCUGUCAAGGCCAGAGAUUGAGCACAUUAAAAAUACUGUGAAAACGCCACAAAGAGUUUCAUCUGUACCAGAACUGCCUUACCAUGAAAUGGAUCAGGAUGGUUCAUCAGACACAUACUGGCCACUGCACUCUGAUUUGGAUGCGCCAGGUUUGGAUCUUGGUUGGCCACUGCAACAACACAGUUUUGUAGGCCCCACUGAAGUUAGAACACUGGUAAACCCCUCAGACCCUGAAAUGCCUAGCAUCAAGGAACAGGCCCGACGGCUCAUUAAAAAUGCACAGCAGGUCAUUGCAGUGGUAAUGGAUAUGUUCACAGAUGUUGAUAUAUUUGCUGAUCUGCUUGAUGCUGCUCAACGGCAUGUGCCUGUUUAUAUUCUACUGGAUGAACAAAAUGCCCAUCACUUUGUUGCCAUGGUGACAAGCUGCAAAGUUAACCUGGAUAUGGUUCAUAUGAUGCGGGUGAGGACUGUUGCUGGCAUUACAUAUUUCUGUCGCACAGGAAAGUCAUUUAAAGGACAGUUGAUGGACCGCUUCCUUCUAGUUGACUGCAGAGCAGUGCUCAGUGGGAAUUAUAGUUUUAUGUGGUCAUUUGAGAAGAUACACCGCUGCAUAGCUCAUUUGUUUUUGGGAGAACUUGUGGCCACUUUUGAUGAGGAAUUUCGCAUUCUCUUUGCUCAGUCCCAGCCCCUUGUUGUUGAAAAUUCCCUGGUGCCUAUGCCACCUGACAGCACUAGUGGAUACUUAAGCAACCAGUUCGGAUUAAAAAGGUCACAAUCUCUGAGGAAUCCUCGAGGAAUCCUUCGGCACUCUGAGCAUUUGGGAUACCCAUUUGGAGGAGACCGCCUUGAUACCGCUCUGCCCUUCAGAAGGGAUGACCCAUUCCGCCACUCCAUUGAGCCAGGAGGUAUUGCUUUGCAGGUUGGCAAAUUCAGUUCACAUCAGAUGAGAAUGCAGCAGUCUUUCUUGGAGCAAGGCAGGCCAAUAAUUGCUUCACGCCAGCUAGAAAUGAACAUGUAUAAAAGGCAUAGCUAUGCUGAAGGCACCCAUGAGAGCUACUCCUCUUCUCGACAGUACAUGAAGCAUCGUGUUAUGAACAACUUGGAUGAGAUGGAAACACACUAUCAGAGAGACCAACAAUUCUAUCAAAGUGAGGGUACAGGACUAGAAACUGGACGCUUUGACCCUCUUCGGAGCUCUAGUCUUUACCAGCUAGAUCAAUACUCUGACCCUAUGUAUCAACUUGAACUAGAAGCACCAGAAAGUCACAAUGUCUUAUCCUCUGAAGAUCUUAGCAAUGAUCCAGAAAGCAAGCUUCAUGAAGGCGUGGCUCAUUUUGGCCAACCAAACCAAAAACGGCCAACUCUCAGUCAUGCAUAUGCCUGUCAGCGCUCACCCACUCAACUUCAUCCUCCAGACCAUAAACAUGUGUUCCCCAGUGAAGAGCAGGACAGACAGUCCCAAGACGAAAAUGUUAAGCAGGGAUUGCGGAGCUGGAGGAUCAACUCCUACCUUAAUACUUAUGAAAAUGCUGAAGAAGAAGGCUUGCAACAGCCUUUUGGCCCAGACACUUUUGAUGAGCCUCCACCACAACAACAACAACAACCUGAAAGCAGACAGUACAACCCAGAGGCUCCAGUGCUUCGCUUUAACACACAAGAGCCACCUACCAUACAAAGUAAACCAAAACUUGAUUUACGGCCUCGCUUUGGUAAACCCAUUUUACCAGACAGGAAACAAGUAAAAGAUAUAAUCACUGAUCAGGCUUCUGCAGGAAUGGAAUCUCAAAAUAAAUCCGCUAUUACAGCGACACCAUUCACAUCAGCAGAAACAGAUAGUGAAAAGGAGAUGAAUUUAAAGGAUUCCAAAAAUUCAAAGGAAAUCAGCAUCACCAAACAUGAGUCGUUCCGGACCCGCAUCAACCCAGUGCUGCAGAGGAGCUCACGGUUACGCUCCUCCCUCAUCUUCAGCUCCUCUAAGGUAGAGCAACACAGCUCUGCACUUUCUGGAGAUAAGCUACAAGAGGAUGAAGACAACAACUCAAUUAGAACCUCUUCAAUUGUAGCAGAGAUUUUAGAAAAGAGGAGAUCAUUUUCUAGGGAGCCUUUUGACUGGAAUAAGCAUAAAAAGAAAGAUGAAAAAGACAGUAAGGGGUUGGUACAAGAAGAAGUAACUUCCAAAACAGAGGAAGUCCCUGCUAAGAACACUAAAGAAAUGAAAGAGGAACCGAAGAAUCCUGUGCUUGAAGAGAAAGAGAUUACAAAACAAACAGAGCCUACAUUGCCAAAACCGAAACCCCUCUUCUUGGACAUGAAUGAUCCAGCAAGCCGUCUGCAGUACUUUAAAGAACUGUCUAUAAAGAGAAAGAACUUACAAACAGAGGAAGCUUUAAAUAAAAGUCAAGAGCCACUUCCAAAAAAGCCAGAUCUAGCUGAUAUUCAACCGAGCACAACAGCAGCCGUAGUUCCAUCCAUUUCAGUUACCCAUGCAGAUCCCUUCUCAGCAACACCAACACCAUCAACAACAACGCCAUCAACAUCAAUAACAUCAACAACAUUAACAACAUCAACACGAUCAACAACAACAGCAACAACGGUACAAAUAGAUUCUGCUGCAAAACCCUCUGUGGUAACAACAAAGUUAAGACUUGGUGAAGAAAAAAUACAUAUGGAUAGUUCUGUGCAGAUGGAGGAGUCUACAGAUGCAGCAAAGAAAGAGACGGCUAAGGAACCAAAGACACCAAAACCUUUUCCUUCACCUAAGUUUACACUGAAACCUUUCAAAAGUUCUCACACACGGCGCACCUCCUGUGGUGACGAUAUUCUCACAGAUGCAACAGAUGCUGAAAAAAGCGAACUUAAAAAGUCUCGAAGCCUCAGCAUAUCAAGCACGCCACACACAGAGUCCAAGGAAAGUCUUAGCUUAAGUCGACAUGGCUCCAACUUGUCCCUAAAUGUUUCAGGCUCAGAAGGCAAAGACACAAAGGCUCUUGAUUUUCUGAAGAAGCAAACACAGAGACUAAAGGGUUUUCUGGGGCCCAAAGGAGAAAAAAAGAAUGCAGGAGGGUUAAGUACUGCAGAUGACAAGCAAAUGAAAACUGUCCCUGAACUAUCAGAGGAAACUUCCUCUAAAGGGAAAGAAACUCACUCCGAUUCAGUGUCAACAUCAACAACUGACAAUUCUAAAUCAAUCAAUAAGCCAAGUCCCUCUCGCUAUCAGUCCUCUACCUCUACUGUGCUAUUCAGCAGCAACCUCAGGGAUGAUACCAAGGUAAUCCUUGAGCAAAUCUCUGCAAACAGCCAGAAGAAUAGACAAGAGCUGGCCAAGCAGGCUGAUGAGACUGUAAAAGCAGAAGGGGAAAAAGGCCAGGUUUCAAAUAUUGAACAUGAGCCAGUCCCGCAAUACCAGAGUCGAAACCGGUUCAACCGAGCUCAAGUCAAUCCUCAGGAGCGGGACAGCCUACUGAAGAGAAUAGAGAGUAUGCGCAAAGAGAAGAAGGUCUACAGUCGCUUUGAGAUGGGGAAUAACCUUGGAUAACAAAACAUGGCAGAGGGGGCAUACAGUUUACGAAAAGGUCUGAGACUUCAAAAAGGUGCCAGCAACUGACAUGAUAAACUCUGAAAAAGAGCAUAAAAAACCCUCAAAUCUGAGGAGUCUGUGCCAACCAGGGGCCCGCAGUCAACUCACUCUGCCCUUAAAAGGCAUCAGUGCACACUGCCUUAUAACAGAAAUCAAACAUUAUCCCCGCUGGAUAUGUAAACACAACUGGCCAAAAAAGUAUUUCAACAAGUUUCAUGAUUCGUGCAUGCAUCAGUUCAGUGUUUGUGACUUUUCAAUAUUACGCCAUUCUCAGGUGUGUGAAGUGGACCGACAUGCCUAGACAAAAGUAUAAGUAUAGCAGAACCGAUGCCCCCCCCAAUCAUACACUCUACAAGACACAUCUUGCUGCAACCACACCUGUGGUUUAGCUGUGCCAAUGGAAUACAUGUCUUAAAGAAUCCAAUGUUUUAAAGAGUCCAAACAGGGUUAGUUGAAGGGAAACAAAGUAACAUGCAAAUGUAGAAGAGGAUGGUAUGAGAGAGGUAAAAGACAGAGUGUGAGUGGGAAAUCUCAACACGAGACACUAUGACAGAAGGGAGAGAUAAAAGAAAAUGUAAGAAAAAAGUUUUGAGGUUUGUUAAGGCAGUCAAGGCACUAUUAUGAUGGCAGACAAGAGUUAAGAGUAACUGAGGGUAGACAUGUUCUAAUCUUAACAGCAACAAUAAAAACUUUGAGGAUAUUCACUUAUGGAUUAUUGAGGCCCUAUAUUGAUCUCCCUAAAUGAUGGACAGUGAAGUCAAAAUUGUAAACAAAUUAGCAAAAUUAUGGAGGAAACAAUGGACCAAAAUUUUAGAAUAUGAUAUUUCUUUUUUUGGGUAUUUUUGAGAAUAUAUGAUUAGUAUAUUAUAAUCAGUAGCAGUUUUUGACUUCACAGUCUCAUUACAUUUGGAAGACAACAUACUGUAUAUGAGUCAAAGUUGACAUUUCGAAGAUAACCUUGAUAAUACAAGGUAAUUUUUAUCAUACAUGGUUAGAUAACUAUAGACUCAGGACUGGGCCUAGGCUCUAUUUUGUCAGUGCAAACUCUUAAUUAUAGUACCAAAAAAACAGGUACUGUCAAAGACCAAAGAACUCCCAGGGCAUCUAAUCAGGUGCAAGCUGUAAAACAUUAGGUAUUUGAUAGGGGGUAUGAUUAUUACAUUUUACUUUUGACACUAUGUUGAUUAUACUUUUGUCUCCAUUUAAAAUUUUGGUGAACAUAUUGUAAAUUUUGUAUUAUGUGAACAAAUAAAAACUGAAAUUCUGAA